Molecule: messenger RNA, 927 nt
Organism: Candida albicans SC5314
Lineage: Eukaryota; Fungi; Ascomycota; Pichiomycetes; Serinales; Debaryomycetaceae
Exons: 1
Coding region: 1-927 (308 amino acids)
Biological process (GO): mitochondrial electron transport, cytochrome c to oxygen
Source: RefSeq, a predicted model, not a curated record
AUGUCUUCAAGGGCAAGGCCAACAAAAAGAAAGCGAAGAGUGAAAGAAAAAAAAAAAAAAAUUCUUCCUCUUGAUCUACAGUUAACUUCCCAUAAUCAACCACCACCACCACCACCACCACCACGACUAAUGAGUUUAAUAACAAAGACGAUAAUUUUUAAAAGAACUUUAACCACCAAGUUUUCUACUGAAGAAGCCAAAAAACAAGCUGCUGCACAAUUAGCCAUACAAUCACUUAAAGAUUUUGGUUCAUUACUUUCAAAUUCAUCCGAAGAUACUCAACCAAUCGAUACCCAACCAAUAUAUAAUAAUCCCGAAUUAUUUGCUUCAUUAAGUUUAUUACAUCAAGGACAAGUGAUUAAAGAAUUACAAGAUAAAUUUGAUAAAGAUUGGUUGAAAUUAACUUUAAAAGAUAAAAAAUUGAGUUAUUAUAUUGCUUAUGGAAAUUGGGGAGUUCGAGAAAAAUUUAUAAAUUGGAAUAAUCCAAAUGAACCACCAUUAGAUUUACCAUUUAAAUUACCAACAACAACCAUUAUAAAAUCAAGAAAUCCUGCUGAUGAUGUUAAAACGAAAACGAUAAUUAAAAAAUUACCAAUGGUGAAUUUAAAUGAAACUGAAGUUAGAAAAGAACAAUUUGAUAUUAAAAGAAUGGAUGGUGUUACGAAAUUUUUCAUAUAUUUGAUGAUAUUUAUUUCAUUAUUGGCUAUUGCUCGUGAUAAAAAUAUUGGAGAAAAUGGGAAACCUGAACAAAUAAUUAUAGAAGAUAAAUAUGAAAUACAACGACAAGAAAGGUUGAAGAAGAAGGAAGAAGAAGAAGAAGAAGAAGAAGAAAAAGAGAAGGAAAGACUUCGAAUUGAAUUAGAAGAAAAACGACAAUUUGAACUUGCUAAAAAGAAUAAAAAAUGGUAUUAUUUAUGGUUGAAAUAG